Molecule: messenger RNA, 2821 nt
Organism: Lotus japonicus
Lineage: Eukaryota; Viridiplantae; Streptophyta; Magnoliopsida; Fabales; Fabaceae
Exons: 3
Coding region: 168-2312 (714 amino acids)
Biological process (GO): mRNA alternative polyadenylation
Cellular component (GO): mRNA cleavage and polyadenylation specificity factor complex
Molecular function (GO): mRNA binding
Source: RefSeq, a predicted model, not a curated record
CUCUUAUUGAAGGAAAAUAAAAUGACAAAAAGGAUUAGAUAGAUUAGUUGCCAUUUGCCAACUACUUGUCAUAUUAGGGUUUGGCUUUCCCUUCUUCUUCUUCUUCCUCAGCAUCGCAUGCCCUCUCUCUUCCUGAACAAAGGGAAGGUGGUCGGAAAAACCUAACAAUGGAGGAAGGUGAGGGCGGAGAUCCCAUGGAUCAGUUCCACCGUAACGAAGCUAUAUCCGCCGUUGCCGACGACGGGUUUUUGGCUGAGGAGGACGAUGAUUACGAGGACCUUUACAACGAUGUCAACGUUGGUGAGGGGUUUCUCCAGUCGUUGCGGAAGAACGAGGAUUUGGGGCCUAAGAAUGAUGGAGGUGAUGAUAAGAAGCCGCAGUCGGGUCCGGUGAUGCAAGAUCCAGGUGGGGUUUCGAUUCCUGGUGUCGGUGGGGAGGGUCCGGGUAACGGUGCUGGAGGUGGUGAAUCGAGGGUUCCUCCUGGGAGAGUUGAUGGGUUUCAGAAUCAGGGGUUUAGAGGGAAUAAUGGUGGAUCGGGUUCGGCGGCGAUGGGGGGUGGAGGUGGUAUGAGGAUUGAAUUAGGGCAACAGUCUGGGAAAUUGAGUGAGAUUGAGGAGCAGGGUGGUGGAAAUGAUGGUGUUGGAGUGCAGGGUAUAGGGCAGCAACCGAUUGGUGGUGGAAAUGAGGGUUUGGUGAGACAAGUUCAAGGUGUUGGUGGAGGAGGAGGAGGAAACCUCAACAGGGCUGGUGGAAAUGGGGUUGGGAAUAGUGUGAGUGGUGUUAAUACUGGAGGAGUUGGAGUUGGAGUUGGAGUUGGAGUUGGAGUUGGGAUUGGAGCUGGAGUUGGAAUUGGAGCUGGAGUUGGGGGUGGAGGUGGAGCUGGUAUGGCUGGUGGGGGGGGUGGUGGUGGUGGUACUAUACUAUUUGUGGGUGAUUUGCACUGGUGGACUACUGAUGCUGAGCUGGAAGCUGAGCUUUGUAAGUAUGGGCAAGUAAAGGAGGUGAAGUUUUAUGAUGAGAAAGCCAGUGGGAAAUCCAAAGGGUAUUGCCAGGUUGAGUUCUUUGAAGCUUAUGCUGCAACUGCGUGCAAGGAUGGAAUGAAUGGGCAUGAGUUUAAUGGGAGGGCUUGUGUUGUUGCUUUUGCAUCACCUUUUACUGUUAAGAAAAUGGGAGAGGCUCAGUUAAGUAGGAAUCAACAGAUGAACCCAACUACAGCUACCCCAGGAAGGAGGGGGCCGACUGAUACGGCGGCUAAGCCAGGUGGUAGUAAUAUUGGCACUGGUGGUAACUAUCAAGGUGGAGAUGGCAAUAGAGGUUAUGGAAGAGGUAACUGGGGCAGAGGGAAUAAUCCUGGUAUGGGGAAUAGAGGGCAUGUUAAUCAAAUGAGGAAUAGGGGCGGUGGGAUGGGUGGUAGAGGUAUAAUGGGUAAUGGUGGAAAUGGAUUUGGACAGGGUAUGGGUGCUACUCCGCCUCUGUUGCCUCCACAGUCAAUGAUGAAUCAGGGUUUUGAUCCUGCAUUUGGUGGGCCAAUGGGUAGAAUGGGCAGCUAUGGAGGCUUUCCUGGUGCUCCUGCACCUCCAUUCUCUGGGAUUUUACCUUCAUUCCCAGGUGUUGGUUUGCCUGGAGUAGCACCUCAUGUUAAUCCAGCCUUUUUUGGUAGAGGUAUGCAUAUGAAUGGUAUGGGGAUGAUGCCCACAUCAGGUAUGGAUGGUCCUAAUAUGGGAAUGUGGUCAGAUCCAAAUAUGGGUGGAUGGGGUGGUGAAGAGCCUGGUGGUGGCAGGGCUGGAGAGUCAAGUUAUGGGGAGGAAGCUGCAUCAGACCAUCAGUAUGGUGAGGUGAAUCAUGAUAGAGCUGGUUGGCCUAAUGCUGCAAGGGAUAAAGAUAGAGGAUCCGAAAGGGACUGGUCUGGUUCUUCUGAGCGAAGGUACCGGGAUGAUAGAGAUCAAGGGUAUGAGAGAGAUGCACCAAGAGAAAAAGAGAUGGGGCACGACCAGGAAUGGUCGGAACGAAGGCAUCGUGAUGAUAGAGAAAUUGGCCGGGAACGAUCUAGGGACCGGGACCGUGAACGAUCUCGAGACCGUGACCGUGAAAGGUCUCGUGAUCGUGAGAGAGACAAGUACAGGGAAGAUAGGGAAAGAUAUGCAGAUCAUCAUCAUAGGCACAGAGAUCGAGAAGGAGACCAUGAUGAUGAGUGGGAACGGGGACGUUCAUCUAGGACUCACAGCAAAUCUCGAUUAUCGCAGGAGGAAGAACACCAUUCUAGGCCAAAAGAUGCUGAUUAUGGGAAGAGGAGGCGGCUUACCUCUGAGUAACUCUUCCAUUUUGGAAGGAAAGAAUAGUAUAUGAAAAAUAAGGAUUUGUCAUGGUGGUUUCGAUUUUGUGAUUGUGCUUCUCUGAUCCAGAAGUCGUUGAGCAGCUGUUUUAUUUCAAUCACUUUGUUCUUAUUGCUUCUUGUCAGGAGUAUGGUUUUGUUCUCCUGUGAUCAAAGGGACAAUUGUUUUGAGAAAGGAAACCGUUCAUUCAGACUCUGGGUUGCUUUGGGGAUCAAGUGCCAUCAAGAUUGUAGAGCCAAGUCAUGACAAUCCUUUUUCUCUUAAAUUCAGAAGUGGAACAUUUGCUAUGAAGAUAUUCGCUUUUGAUUUGAAUUUAUAUUUUUAUUAGCUCAUGAUUAAACCGAUCUUGUUGAUGUAAUGGGUUUAACUUGCUGAUGUCUGAAAUGCAGACUGUUUAGAACUAUUGUUUGAAUGAUGUAUUAGGAUUUAGUAGAGGAUGUUGAUAUGUGCCGUUUUUUAUUGGCUCUUUGUUGUAUCAUUUUUUCCCA